Polyodon spathula (Mississippi paddlefish) is the source of this 3856-nucleotide messenger RNA. RefSeq names its product deltaD (gene dld). The record is from RefSeq and is a predicted model, not a curated record. The transcript has 11 exons. Gene Ontology annotation, molecular function: calcium ion binding. Gene Ontology annotation, cellular component: plasma membrane; protein-containing complex. Gene Ontology annotation, biological process: establishment or maintenance of epithelial cell apical/basal polarity; multicellular organism development; cell communication. The coding region runs from base 1047 to 3206 and encodes 719 amino acids. Lineage: Eukaryota; Metazoa; Chordata; Actinopteri; Acipenseriformes; Polyodontidae.
UCCAAAGAUUUGUGAAAAUAUGUGAAUCUGUACAUUUGAGAUUGCUUAACUAAAUCACAUGGAAAUAUAUGAAACCAAUAAAAUGUAAAAAAAAAAAAAAAAUCCCUUAUUUCACUUUUUUUAACAUAUACAGUUAAAAAUAUUAACAGUUGAAACAGCAAAGAACACCGUAUUAUUACAAUUAAAUUCGUAAUACAUUAAUUUCAUAAGGAUAAAGUUGUUUUGCUUAAGUUUAGUUGGAGUGUGUAGCGAUUUAAAGUUUCGCACGAUGAAAGGGCGCAAAGGAUUCUUAUGGUUAAGAAUUUGUAGGAAUGUAAAUGAGGGUGUUUUUUGGUUUGGGGAAGGGUUGCACAUUUUACAGCUCAGUGACCAUUUGGCGAUCUUUUGAGAGGAGGGUUUUGAAAAGUGGCCCCUUUGUGACAGCUCUCGCCAGAUUGGGGGCAGCUCAUCUGCAUCUCAUUACCAAUGCAGGCGACAGGCUGUAUAUAAACGACGACUGGCUACCGGCAACAUCAGACACUCAUACAACUGCACGCCGAGCAAAUGAGAAAGCUAAUUGUGGAUCAGUAAAGUCUUUGCUUACAACAACCAGCGAAAGAAAAAACAAAGAUCAUCUCAACUUUCUUCUGCUCUAUUUUACACCUACGAGCCAAAAUCUGUGUUGAACUGCAAUUUAAUUUCAAAUUGGAAUUAUUACUUGGCAAGGAACUUCGAGAUCAUCCCCAAUCUCACUCGGGAACCUCGCUUGUUCUCUCUGUUGGGAAUUCAAAGAUAUUUUUUGUUUGUUUCGUUUGCAAACAGAAACACCGUGCUUGUGAAGAAAAAAUAAAGUAAAAGAAGCUGUUCAGAACACCACGUUCUAUCACAAAACGGUCCAUCCACUCUUGCCAUUCACAAGAGCUGCCAGUCAUUUAAGAAAGGGCGUAUCUUACGAAUAAGGGACUAUUGAAAGGGAAAACACAACCUACAUUAAUCAGUUGAGCUGGGAGUAACAGCACUACCCAAACCCUCUGUGACUAACUACAGCUUGCAAAAGAAAUACAAAAAUGGGACGUCAGUCGCCUAUUAUACUUUCCAUCAUCUGUGCCUUGAUAUGCCAGGGUUUUUGCUCUGGAGUUUUUGAGCUGAAAUUGCAAGAAUUUCUGAACAAGAAAGGUGUGAUGGGAAACAUGAACUGCUGCAAAGCUGGAUCGGAUACUGGACUGUUGCAGUGUGAAUGUAAAACAUUCUUCCGAAUCUGCUUGAAGCACUACCAGACAACUGUUUCUCCAGAACCCCCUUGUACAUAUGGCAGUGCCGUGACUCCUGUGCUGGGCUCCAACUCCUUCCAAGUGCCCGAGACAACUUCAGACAUAACCUUCACCAAUCCCAUCACAUUUGCGUUUGGAUUUACAUGGCCAGGAACGUUUUCUCUCAUCAUUGAAGCACUGCACACAGAUACUCCGGACGACCUUUCAACAGAAAAUCCAGAUCGCCUGAUCAGUCGCGUGGCUACUCAGAGACACUUGACUGUAGGAGAAGAGUGGUCACAGGACAUUCAGAUUAGCGGCAGGACUGAACUGAAAUACUCCUACCGUUUCGUCUGUGAUGAACAUUACUAUGGCGAAGGAUGUUCUGUUUUUUGUCGCCCCCGGGACGAUGCCUUUGGUCACUUCACCUGUGGAGAACGUGGUGAGAAGGCCUGCAACUCUGGUUGGAAAGGACAAUACUGUACUGAAGCUAUUUGUCUCCCAGGGUGUGAUGAACAACAUGGAAUUUGUGACAAGCCUGGUGAAUGCAAAUGCCGAGUAGGAUGGCAAGGCCGUUACUGUGAUGAGUGCAUCCGUUACCCAGGCUGUCUCCAUGGUACCUGCCAUCAGCCAUGGCAGUGCAACUGUCAAGAGGGCUGGGGUGGUCUCUUCUGUAACCAAGAUCUUAACUACUGCACACAUCACAAGCCCUGCAUGAAUGGAGCCACUUGCACCAACACUGGCCAGGGAAGUUACACCUGCUCUUGUCGUCCUGGAUACACUGGCGCCAGCUGUGAGAUUGAGAUCAAUGAAUGUGAUGAUAACCCCUGCAGGAAUGGAGGAAGCUGCACUGAUCUAGAAAACAGCUUCACCUGCACCUGCCCACCUGGUUUCUAUGGCAAAAACUGCGAACUGAGUGCAAUGACCUGUGCUGAUGGGCCCUGCUUCAAUGGUGGACGGUGUUCCGAUAACCCUGAAGGUGGAUAUGCCUGCCGCUGUCCAGUUGGCUACUCUGGCUUCAACUGUGAAAAGAAAAUUGACCACUGCAGCUCCAAUCCAUGUGCAAAUGGUGCUCAGUGUAUGGACCUUGGAAAUGAAUAUAUUUGCCAGUGCCCAGAUGGUUUCACAGGAACGCACUGCAGUGACAACAUUGAUGAAUGUUCUGCCUUCCCUUGUCUAAAUGGUGCAACCUGCCAGGAUGAUGUUAAUGACUAUACCUGCACCUGUCCUCCAGGAUAUAUUGGCAAGAACUGUAGUUCACCUGUCAGCAAAUGUGAGCACAACCCUUGCCACAAUGGGGCUACUUGCCAUGAGAGGAACAACCGAUAUGUCUGUGCUUGCACCCAAGGGUAUGGUGGACUUAACUGCCAGUUCCUGCUGCCUGAGCAGCCUGCUGUUGAGGACCAAACACAGAGGUACACAGAAGGCAAAGAUGGACAGUUUCCUUGGUCUGCAGUGUGUGCUGGGAUUAUUAUGGUUCUUAUGCUGUUACUGGGAUGUGCUGUAAUUGUGGUCUGCAUCAGGGCUAAAAUGCAAAAGAGACAACACCAGCCGGAUAACUGCAAGAGCGAAAUAGAAACCAUGAACAACUUGACCGACUUUCAGCGUGAAAAGGACAUUUCAGUCAGUGUUAUUGGGGCUACCCAGAUUAAGAACACCAACAAGAAAGUAGACUUUCACUGGGACAGCAAUGGGGAGAAAAAUGGGUACAAAGUUAGAUAUCCAUCUGUGGAUUACAAUCUUGUGCACGAGCUAAAGCAUGAAGAUUUUGUCAAAGAAGAGCAUGAUAAAAGUGAUUCAAAGUGUGAUGCUUCUGAUUCUGAACAGGAGGAGAAAAGUGCAGUACAUUUAAAGAGCGAGUCUUCAGAAAAAAAACGUCCAGAAUCGGUGUACUCCCUGUCAAAAGACAAAAAGUACCAGUCUGUGUAUGUCAUAUCUGAAGAAAAAGAUGAAUGUAUAAUUGCAACUGAGGUGUGAAAGUGCCAUAGGAAAGCUGUUGUUCAUUUGAUCGAAGGAGGCAUUACUCCGAUGAAUGCUGCUCAAAUGGAGGGAAGGAUUCCUUCAGUGACUGCUGCUUUGAGACUAAAAAAUAUACAGAAUGAGCUGGAUCUGUACUAAAGUUAGCACAGUGGUUGCAAAAAGCAAUAGACGUUUGGCCCUGAUGGCUUGCUCUCUCAAGGAUUCCUGUUUCCCAGGACUGUGCUCCGUGACUGUGCUCAAUGAUGUCUGUUGCACUGCCUGAUAGGACAUUUCCUCAUUGCACUAUGGACAGUUGCUUUUUUUUUUAUUUUACAUGAAUGGACUUGAUUACUGUGUAAGCAGUCUGCACUGCCUGCAGUGUACAUUUCAGAAUGUUCUGAGCCACAAGUAAACACUGCUUUCAGAAAGUUUUUUUUAAAUACUGUAAAAAUUGUGUGUUAUUUUUUGAAGCUGUAAUUUUAAAAUUUUGUUUUUUGUGACGUUAUCUAUUUUGUGAUGUUUUACUUUUUUAUAAUUUAAAUUUUCGUAAAUAUGUACAAAGGCACUUCGGGUCUAUGUGACUAUUUUUUGUACAUAAAUGUAUUUAUGAAUUAUUUCGCAAAAUGUUAUUUGAGUUGUUUUAUUACUGUUUUGUUAAUAUGUUUCCA